AUGGCAACAAAAUUUGAUGGGCAUCGAAACCACCAAAAUAAAUUCCUGUUUAAAACAAAACUUGUGAUAAUGGUAAAUAAGGUUGAUCCCAUAGAGGAGAGUGCACAAGGAAAGCUGACUCAAGUCCAAAAUGUCAAAGAAGAUCUCAGACAUAAGAGUUGGUAUAGUUAUGAUUACUGGUUCAGUUACAAGCACAAGCAUGAACACGAUCGUGACCAUAAACAUGACGAUGAGCGCAAGCAUAAUCGUGACCAUAAUCACAAAUAUGAUUAUGAUUACAAGCAUGAUCACAAACGUUACUACGACCACGAUCAUAAGCAUGAUCGUGACUAUAAGUAUGAUCGCGAUUAUAACCGCAAACAUGAUAACAAUCAUAAUGACCGCAGACACAAACAUGACCACAAGCAUGAUCGUGACUAUGAUCACAAACAUGACCGUGACCAUAAUCGCAAGCAUGACUACAAGCAUGGAUAUUAA
Messenger RNA from Manihot esculenta (cassava), 477 nucleotides. RefSeq names its product histidine-rich glycoprotein-like. NCBI's taxonomy places the organism in Eukaryota, Viridiplantae, Streptophyta, Magnoliopsida, Malpighiales, Euphorbiaceae. The record is from RefSeq and is a predicted model, not a curated record. Bases 1 to 477 code for a protein of 158 amino acids. The transcript is spliced from 2 exons.